AAAAGAAAUUGGAGGAUAAGAUAAAGAUAGGAGAACGCAAAUGGCAGCUAGCGAUGAAGCAGAGGCUGGUAGGACCGACUAUAGAGUCGAAGAAGAGGAGAGAGCUCCCAAGGUUGUGACUGUCAUGAAGACGGAGCAUGGUUUUGGAUUUAACGUACGCGGACAGGUAGCCGAGGGAGGACAGCUAAAGUCCAUAGGAGGCCAGCUUUAUGCUCCAAUGCAGUACAUUAGCGCCAUCAUGAAGGACGGGCCAGCCGAGAAGGCAGGGCUGAAGGUUGGAGACAGGAUAAUUGAUGUCAACGGUCAAGCGGUUGAAGGUGCCGAUCACGCAACAGUGGUACAGCUGAUCAGACAGAGCGGGAAGAAGGUUCAAAUGACAAUCAUAUCAGUCUCAGAGGAAGAGGCAAGGAGACUGGAGCCUGAUACGUCCAAUAAUGGUCCAGGGGUGGAGUAUUACGAGAGAAGGUCUGUACCUGUCUCUGUUCCUGAUACUGAGAAGCUGGUUGAGAAUGGAAAAGAAUAUGUGGUUUAUAAUAUACACAUGGCCGGUAAAAAGGUGACAUCACACAGGUACAGAGAAUUUGAUGCUCUCAAUAACAAUCUAAAGAGACAAUUCUCAGACUUUAUCUUUCCAAAAUUACCCGGGAAAUGGCCUUUUGCACUUAAUGAUGUUCAGAUUGAUGGCAGACGAAGAGGCCUGGAGGAUUUCCUGGAUAAAGUCUGCUCUGCUAAGGUUAUAUACGAGAGUGACCUCAUGCAGGAUUUCCUGUGCCUUCAAGACUCUACACCAGCCACUGAGCCCUCUCCCUCUCUAAAGAAAGCAAACCCACUUCCUCCUGACACUGUCAAAGUGACUGUUCAACUACCUAACGAUGCUCAAAAAACUUAUUCCAUACCUGAAAACUCACGCACACCCGACCUGCUUGAUGUUGUUAUGAAAGAUUUAGGUAUUGAUAGAAAAUGGAGGAAAUAUUUUGGCCUUUUUACAUGUAAACAAGACAAAUUUAUGAUGAAACUAGCUGACUCUGAGCAACCUUAUCAAGUCUAUCUACAAAUCAAGGAUGACCUCACUACAUCAGAGACUAGUUUCUAUCUUAGGAAGUGGUUGUUCUUCAGUGCCUUUGAGGCAGAGCUAGAAGGAGACGACUCGGUCUGUGACUUGCUCUACCAGCAGGCAGUGAGUGACAUGGGCUCUGGGUUGAUUGACGUUGGAUCUGAUGAUGCUAAUUUGAGGAUGCUCAAAGCGCAAGGGAAGAAGAAAAAAUUUUUAGAAUCUCUACGGAAGAUAUCUAGUUACAAUAAUGUGUUGUUUCCUCAUUGCAAGUGUGACGCUCGUAAAACUGGUCAUGUGAUCAUGUCGGUCGGCUCUGGUGGCAUAGGUCUGAAGGCCUGCUCUGACGAAGGAGUGAAGGAAGAUAAACAAGAGCAUUUCUUUUCGUGGGACAUGGUGAACAAGUUUGAAGCAGAUGUCGAAGAGCAAGCAUUCACUUUCCAAUAUACAAGAGAGGGUAAAGAGCCACGCUGGAUCAGAGUCUACUCUCCUUACUAUUUAUACAUGGAAAGAUGUGUGGAGAGAGUGAAGGAGGAGCUCAAGUGGAAAAAGCCUGAUGUAUCCACUGGAUUUAUGAAUGAUGAUGAUGAUGAUGAUAAUGAUUUGUAAACUUUAUACUAGCUACAUUGAUUGUUUAUAGAGUAAAAUAUUGUUACUAUUAUUAUUAUUGUUGUUAUUUCUUGUGAAUGUUGUUUUGUUAUAAUUUUGAUCCUAAUGAAAAUGGUGUUUUUUGCUGUCUUCGGAUUAUUUUAUUUAUAAAAAGAUAAAUUUUGGCAAAAUAAA
Messenger RNA from Amphimedon queenslandica, 1834 nucleotides. RefSeq names its product sorting nexin-27-like. Gene Ontology annotation, molecular function: protein binding; phosphatidylinositol-3-phosphate binding. Lineage: Eukaryota; Metazoa; Porifera; Demospongiae; Haplosclerida; Niphatidae. Gene Ontology annotation, cellular component: early endosome. The transcript is spliced from 11 exons. Gene Ontology annotation, biological process: intracellular protein transport; signal transduction; endocytic recycling. The record is from RefSeq and is a predicted model, not a curated record. The coding region runs from base 41 to 1660 and encodes 539 amino acids.